Didymodactylos carnosus is the source of this 1973-nucleotide messenger RNA. The record is from the annotation of a GenBank genome assembly. NCBI's taxonomy places the organism in Eukaryota, Metazoa, Rotifera, Eurotatoria, Philodinida, Philodinidae.
UGAUUGCAGUCACUAUUCACACAAAAGAGUAUUGUCAAACUUAACACUUUUUUGAAUUUCAUAUAGAACGAGUCAAGAAGUUAACCAACAAUGAUUAGUUGUUGUAAUCAACAAUCAGUAAACGAUGAAUUUCACUGUAUUUGUUAAACUCUCUUUUUUCGUCUUUUUCUUUUUUUAGUUGCAGACAUGUUUUACAGAAUCCCAAAUAGUCACAAAAUAGAAAUUAUUAACUGGCUUUUUCAUCUUCAUCUAUUUGGCAAACGUCGUCAAAUGAAUCAAGCAUUUUUUGCAAUUAUUAUGAGUGAGAAAAUAUCUAGAGAAAAGCACAAAGAAGAUCAUUGUUGGUUAACUUCUUGACUCGUUCUAUAUGAAAUUCAAAAAAGUGUUAACAUUUUGACAAUACUCUUUUGUGUGAAUAGUGACUGCAAUCAAAAUUUCGGUUUAAAAACUAAUACUAAGAGAUAUUUAUCACUUACGUUAAUAACAAAAUACUGUCUGAUGUGUUGAAUAUUUUCAGACAAGCAAACAGUACCUUAAAAGAUGACACAUUCUUUUCCUUUUCCUUAAGACUAAUAACAAAAUGAGAAAAAUAAAAUUUAGGCAAAAGCCACGUAGAUUAUGUCGACGCCAGAAAAGAAGUCAAAAUAGAAUCAAAAGGAACCCGAUUCACCGAAAAAUUUUGCACCUAGCACCCAAUUUUUAUCUAAUCUGGUGCAGCGCGGCAAAAGUACCUAAUUUCUAACGUUGAUAAAACGUAGGUAAAAUCAAAAAUUUCUUUAAACAAUAACCACAAAUGCGGAUAAUUAUAUUUAUACUAAAGCAAAAUAAUUCGCCUUCGGUAUUCUAUGCUGAAUGACAUAAAAAUCCAUCUGUUCUUUAAAUCGUAAAUCAUCGAAUCAAUUACAUACUCAUUCCCUUAAGUUUCUUCAUAUCUUGAAUAAAUAUGUUUUUCACUUUACCUUAUACAAAGAGAGAGUUCCAGUUUUGAUUAUAAUUCCAUAUAGAGUUUAGAUGGCUCAUGUAAUGUAACUAAUCACAAUAAUGUAACUAUUGAAAUGACGAUCAGUCACAUUAUACUAUAUAUCCUAGCGUGCAUAUUCAUUAGUAUUAGCAUUAUUUUAUCAUUGAUUAUCAUUUUAGUUAUUUGCCAUCGACAACAACGGCAAAAUCAAUUAUCGUCAUCCUCUAAAUCUAAAUGGAUCUGCAUAUUACUAUCAUUAAAUUCAUGUUUAUGUAUUCUGUUUAAUUGUUCGGUAUUACUUUAUGUAGCUUUAUCUCGAUUAUUAGAUGAUAUAAAUAAUGCAUCAGGCGUCGGUAUUGGUGGUCAAAGUUGUGAAUUGAUUGCCUAUUUAUUCUAUGUAUCCGUUUGUCUUGUCUAUAGUUCAUAUUCGUUACAAGCGUUUUAUCGUUUAUGUUGUGUAGUCUUGUACAAAUAUAAAUAUUUAGUUCAAUGUUCAACAUUUUGCUUAAUUAUUCUAUUUCGUUGGUGUUUUUGUUGCCUCGUAUUUCUACCUGUUGUUUUGUUGAAACAAAAAAUAUUUCAUCAAAAUCAAAAAUAUUAUUGUAUAGCACGAACACCAUCGAUCUUUGUCUAUUUUGUCUUAACGAUGUAUGGUAUACCAUUGAUAUUAACCACAAUAUUUUAUUUAUGGAUUAUGUUUUAUAUUAAAAAUAAAAAAUGUGGCCGAUACCGGGAAAAUCAUCAACGUGAUUUAAUUAUAAUUAAACGUAUUAUGAUAACAAUUUUAAGUUUAUUUUGUGCAGAAAUACCCCGAAUUGCAUUGAAUGCGUAUUAUUAUGCAACAGGAUAUUUUCUUCCAAUAACAUCGUCGGUUUCAGCAUUAUUAGAAUCAAUAGCGUUUAUAUUUUUAAGCAUGAUGACACUGUAUUUCACAAUGCAAAUACAAACAAGGAUCUAUAUUAAAAAUAGAAUAAAUAAAAUCUUAAGCUGCCGUUUCGCUUGUUGUUGUUAA